ACUGAGCAUCUGCUUGCGGUCGCUUGGAACCUAUGUGAAAUUUCCUAUAAGAGGAGGUCGACGAUCGAUUCUACCUCAAAUAGUUUUCUGACGUCGAGUAAAUUGUGUUGGUGGAUUAGUGGUUGGCCUAUAUUUUGCAAUUAAUAGAAAUUUACAAGUGUAUAUUGUAUUACAUUAUUUUAUUAAAUACAAAAUGGCAUUCGCUGGCAAAGAAAACAUCGCAGACAACUUGGAGAAAUUUUCACUGAAGAGUCCAAGAAAAAUUUUGACUGACGUUAAUAACAUUUGUAAAAUGUCAAUUGGUGACGAGGAUUUGUCUUCUAAACAGGAGUCAACAGUCGAAAAAGUAACAACACUAGCUAGUAAGCCUGCAACACCAUUUGACCCAACAAUUGAACCAUUGCUGAAAGAAAAUCCACGUCGUUUCGUAAUCAUGCCAAUUGAGUAUCCCGAUAUUUGGCAAAUGUACAAGAAGGCAGAAGCGUCGUUUUGGACAGUUGAGGAAGUGGAUCUUUCUAAAGAUAUGGAUGAUUGGGCACGUCUCACUGACAAUGAACGGCAUUUCAUCUCACACGUAUUAGCCUUUUUUGCCGCAUCUGAUGGUAUUGUUAAUGAGAAUUUAGUUGAACGAUUCAGUCAGGAGGUCCAAGUUACAGAGGCACGUUGUUUCUAUGGAUUUCAAAUUGCUAUGGAGAACGUGCAUUCCGAAAUGUAUAGUAUAUUAAUCGAUACAUAUAUUAAGGAUUCGAAACAAAGGAACUAUUUAUUCAAUGCUAUUGAAACGAUGCCUGCCGUAAAGCGUAAGGCAGAUUGGGCACUUGCUUGGAUUUCCUCAAAGUCGGCAAACUUUGGUGAACGUGUAAUUGCAUUUGCAGCUGUGGAAGGUAUUUUUUUCAGUGGAAGUUUUGCGUCGAUCUUCUGGCUUAAAAAACGUGGUUUAAUGCCUGGCUUAACGUUUUCCAAUGAGCUAAUCUCACGAGACGAGGGUCUGCAUUGUGAUUUCGCAUGUUUGAUGUUUCAACAUUUGAUACAGAAGCCAAGUAAUGAACGAAUUAUUGAAAUCAUUUCCGAAGCUGUUAAAAUUGAGCAAGAAUUCUUAACUGACGCUUUGCCCGUAAAUUUAAUUGGUAUGAAUUGCAAAUCAAUGUCCGAUUAUAUAGAAUUUGUGGCUGAUCGCUUGUUAGUCGAGCUGGGAGUGGGGAAGAUCUACAACACACCAAAUCCUUUCAGUUUCAUGGAACUUAUUUCAUUAGAUGGCAAAACGAACUUUUUCGAAAAGAAGGUUGGAGAAUACCAGAAAUGGGGUGUUACUGCUAAUCGAAUGGAUCAUGUUUUUACAUUAGACGCUGAUUUCUAGAGACGACUUGUACCUUCCAUUUGUACAUAUACCUAUACACAUAAUUUUAUAUAUUAAUAUUUAGUUUAUACAAACAAGAGAAUCUUAUGAUAAUUUACUACACUUACCUGACACAUGCAUUAUAACCUUGUAUUCUUAUUGUAUGUAGUUACAUAUGUGUCAUCAUUCACAUUUCACAAUGUUUCAUAUUUCAAUUUAAAAACAUGCAUAAAGACUAAAAUAGAUUGUAAUAAAUAGACUAAGCUAUCAAAAUAAAACAAUGAAACAAAUUAA
Messenger RNA from Zeugodacus cucurbitae (melon fly), 1630 nucleotides. It is a transcript of the gene RnrS, whose product is annotated as ribonucleoside-diphosphate reductase subunit M2. NCBI's taxonomy places the organism in Eukaryota, Metazoa, Arthropoda, Insecta, Diptera, Tephritidae. Bases 194 to 1357 code for a protein of 387 amino acids. The record is from RefSeq and is a predicted model, not a curated record. The transcript has 4 exons. Gene Ontology annotation, molecular function: ribonucleoside-diphosphate reductase activity, thioredoxin disulfide as acceptor. Gene Ontology annotation, biological process: deoxyribonucleotide biosynthetic process. Gene Ontology annotation, cellular component: cytosol.